AUGGCUCCUCACGCAAACGGCUCUAGCAACAUGGAUGGUGCAUUCUCCCAAUCCUCUAACCAAGACUUGUUCACGGUCAGCUCUCCAAAUGUUAUCUACACUGAUGACGAGAUUCGCUCCAAGUACAAUUACCGUACAACCUCAGUCUCUCAGACUGCCAAUGGCAAAUUUGUUGCUACUCCCAAAGACACUGUCUAUGACUUCAAGGUUGACCGUAAGAUUCCCAAGACAGGUAUGAUGCUUGUCGGUUGGGGUGGAAACAAUGGUACAACUGUCACUGCUGGUAUCAUUGCUAAUCGUCGUGGGCUUUCAUGGGCUACUCGCGAGGGUACUCGUGAUGCUAACUACUAUGGUUCUGUUGUCAUGGGCUCAACCAUGAAGCUUGGUACCAACGCAAAGACUGGUGAUGAUGUCAACAUUCCUUUCCACAAUGCCUUGCCAAUGGUUCAUCCUAAUGACUUGGUCAUUGGUGGUUGGGACAUCAGUGGUUUCAACUUGUCUGAUGCCAUGGAUCGUGCUGGUGUCCUUGAACCUACCUUGAAGGCACAAAUCAAGAAAGAGAUGACUGAUUUGGUUCCACUUCCUGGUCUCUACUAUCCAGACUUCAUUGCUGCCAACCAAGAAGAUCGUGCCGACAACCUCAUUCCAGGCAGCAAGGCUUGCAAUGAGCAUGUCGAGAAGAUCCGUCAGGAUAUCCGUGACUUCAAAGCCAACAAUGGACUCGACAAGGUCGUCGUUCUGUGGACUGCCAACACUGAACGUUUCGCCGAUCUCAUUGAUGGUGUUAACGACACUGCCGAGAAUCUUUUGAAAGCUAUUGAGAACGGACAUGAGGAAGUUGCUCCGUCUACCAUCUUCGCUGUUGCUUGCAUUCUCGAAAACGCACCUUUCAUCAAUGGUUCUCCACAAAACACAUUCGUUCCUGGUUGCAUUGAGCUCGCAGAGAAACAUGGUUCCUUCAUUGGUGGUGAUGAUUUCAAAUCUGGUCAAACCAAGAUGAAGUCUGCUCUUGUCGACUUCUUGAUCAGUGCUGGUAUCAAACUUACUGCUAUCUCCAGUUACAAUCAUCUUGGUAACAACGAUGGAAAGAAUCUCAGCUCCCAAAAGCAAUUUCGUUCCAAGGAGAUCUCCAAAUCUAAUGUCGUCGAUGACAUGGUAGCAGCUAAUACUGUUCUUUACAAGGAAGGUGAACACCCUGAUCAUUGUGUCGUCAUCAAAUACAUGCCAGCUGUUGGUGAUAACAAGCGUGCUCUUGAUGAGUACUAUGCUGAGAUCUUCAUGGGAGGUCAUCAAACCAUUUCUCUAUUCAAUGUUUGCGAGGAUUCCCUUCUUGCUUCUCCAUUGAUCAUUGAUCUUGUUGUCAUUGCAGAGAUGAUGACUCGUAUUCAAUGGAAGGCUCAUUCCACUGAUGGUGCCACCACCAAGGAUUACAAGAACUUCCACAGUGUUCUCAGUAUUCUCAGUUACAUGCUCAAGGCUCCUUUGACUCCACCUGGAGCUCCAGUUGUUAACGCACUUGCCAAGCAACGUGGUGCUUUGACCAACAUCUUCCGUGCUUGUGUUGGUCUUGAGCCUGAGAAUGAUAUGACUUUAGAGCACAAGCUUUAUUAG
Molecule: messenger RNA, 1611 nt
Organism: Sclerotinia sclerotiorum 1980 UF-70
Lineage: Eukaryota; Fungi; Ascomycota; Leotiomycetes; Helotiales; Sclerotiniaceae
Exons: 3
Coding region: 1-1611 (536 amino acids)
Biological process (GO): phospholipid biosynthetic process; inositol biosynthetic process
Cellular component (GO): cytoplasm
Molecular function (GO): inositol-3-phosphate synthase activity
Source: RefSeq, a predicted model, not a curated record